This is a messenger RNA of Betta splendens (Siamese fighting fish), 1263 nucleotides long. RefSeq lists its product as uncharacterized. The coding region runs from base 1 to 783 and encodes 260 amino acids. The transcript has a single exon. The record is from RefSeq and is a predicted model, not a curated record. Lineage: Eukaryota; Metazoa; Chordata; Actinopteri; Anabantiformes; Osphronemidae.
AUGCCUGCCUUCGCGCCUCCUCCGCUGCUCUUCCUGCUGCUGUUGGCGUCCGUGGCCCUGCAGCGCUCCGACCUGCGUCUGGCCUACGUCACCCGCGACAGCUUCUUCUACUACUCCUGCGGCCGGGACCCCCCGCCGUGCAGCGUCUCGUCCCUGGGCGACUGCCGCUGCAGGGACGUGCAGCUGGCCGCGCUGCGCCGGCCGCAGUCGCACUCCUCGCCCGUGUUCCGCAUGCGGCGCUUGACCGUGUGGUUCACGUCGCCGCUCAACCUGGCGCUGCUCCUGAACAACUCCGAGGUGAGGCACCUCACCCUGAUCCACUGUGGCGCGGGCGGGGCCCCCUCCUCUUUCCUGGAGGGGUACUUCGCCGUGCAGCACCUGGAGCGGCUCACGGUGGUCAACCUGCAGCAGAGGCCCGGAAACCGCUGGCCAGAUGUGCACAAAGCCAAGAGCACGGACUCAAACAUGGACAAUGCUCACCUAGAUUCUUACAGGCGGAACCGAGACACCAACCUGGAUCUUUUUGCCGGCACGAGGAGCGACUCCGCCGGCUCCACCUCACCGCAGGUGCAGGACAUCUACCUGGGCAGGGAGCUGGGAGCAGCGUAUCACGAACAGGCGCGACUGGGGAUCAUCCACAGCUCUGUGCUGGAGUGGGGAGCCGUGGUCAAAGCCUACACUGUGCAGACGCACAUAGACAGCGACGGCGAGCUGCCCUUUCCUGACCUCCACCUGCUGAAAUUACCGGCAACGUCCGUCAUAUAUGUCAGCUUCGUGUACUGAGUUGCCUUUGAGGAGCUGAGUGUUUUCCUCCACAGGGAGUUUGAACUGUGGCUUGAUUGUUGAGAGUUUAUUUCAUCCAAACUUCCGUUUUAUAUAUUAUCUAAAAAUAAUGAAGGAACAGGAGACAGAAUAACAACUACUACACAAUGUAAGGAUGUAGUGUCUUUAAAAAAAAGCUGCUGUCUGAAUAAAUACAGUGCGACCACUAGAGGGCAGCAGAUACCAUGACUAGAAAACGGAGACCAACGUGUAACUAAAACCACGUUGACAAAAAGGACUCGACGUUGUGCGUUCUGCUUUUAAAGUUGCUUUAACGCACCUCUGCACUUUAAAGGCUUGUGACGAUGCUGUGUAUAAGGUGGAGGUGCUGCUAGAAAGGUAUUCGAGUAUGGCGAGGUAUUUUUUUGUUAAUAAGCACGUGUCGUUGCUUACGUUUGUUACAAACACAUACAAAAAUAAAUCACCUGCCCUCGCUAAUGA